CUCACACACACACAUACACACCUGGUUAUAUAGGUCCUCAUCAUGUAUAGGCCUUUUUGCCCUACCACUUUCCGAGAACAUUAACCCCAGCAUGAUUUCUCUCUCUUCUUCCAUUUAUAGGCCUUCCUUGUAUACGGCACGAACGACCCGACUCCGGGUCUCGGCCGUGCGGACAGCCACCAUGUACGAGACGCUGUCGGUGGCAGAGACGGCGGGGGCGGAGGAGAUCAAGGCGGCGUACCGGAGGCAGGCGAGGCGGUGGCACCCGGACGCGUGCCGCUCCUCGGGGGACGAGCGCCGCUACGCGGAGCGGUUCAUGCGGGCGCGCGAGGCCUACGAGGUGCUCUCCGACCCCGCCCACCGCCGCCACUACGACCUCGCCCUCUCGGCCGACCGCUGGACCGCCGCAGCGUUCCGCGCGGACGAAGCGGGGGGCCGAGCCCGGGCGCGGCGCGGCGGGGGCUUGAGCGACUGGGAGGCCCAGCUGGAGGGGCUGAGGCGGAGGUCGGCUGUGGCUGCGGCGGCGGCGGAUGCGGACGUCGGUGUGGAGGAGACGUGGGCCGGUCGGGUGCGGAGGGCCCGCACCGGGCCGGUCCGUCCAUCGGGUUUAUGAUCAAGAUGAACGUCUGGGAUCGAGUGAUCAGAAGCAUCAGCGUGAUGUAUCCUUUGAUUUGUGAUCAACAUGAAGGGCCGGGAUGGAGCGAUUAGAAUCGUCAGCGGAUGUACAUAGGGAGCCUCCGAGCGGAAGCUUUGGGUGAUCCAAAUAGGUGGAUAAGGUUUCAAAGAAUGUAUGUACAAAAAUAAUUAAGAAAAAAAAUCCUCAUCUUUGAAUGUA
This is a messenger RNA of Musa acuminata AAA Group (dessert banana), 835 nucleotides long. Its product is annotated as chaperone protein dnaJ 20, chloroplastic-like. NCBI's taxonomy places the organism in Eukaryota, Viridiplantae, Streptophyta, Magnoliopsida, Zingiberales, Musaceae. Bases 92 to 613 code for a protein of 173 amino acids. The record is from RefSeq and is a predicted model, not a curated record. Gene Ontology annotation, cellular component: chloroplast. The transcript has a single exon.